Spea bombifrons (plains spadefoot toad) is the source of this 844-nucleotide messenger RNA. RefSeq names its product ring finger protein 151 (gene RNF151). Gene Ontology annotation, biological process: protein K63-linked ubiquitination; regulation of canonical NF-kappaB signal transduction; tumor necrosis factor-mediated signaling pathway. The record is from RefSeq and is a predicted model, not a curated record. Gene Ontology annotation, cellular component: plasma membrane signaling receptor complex. NCBI's taxonomy places the organism in Eukaryota, Metazoa, Chordata, Amphibia, Anura, Pelobatidae. Bases 1 to 654 code for a protein of 217 amino acids. The transcript is spliced from 4 exons. Gene Ontology annotation, molecular function: ubiquitin-protein transferase activity; zinc ion binding.
AUGAUCUGUGACCCACAGGGAGGAGGAUAUGACCUUGAUAUCUUUACGGAAAGACCUGACCAUGAUUUGCUGUGCUCCAUCUGCCGAGGGGUUAUGAAAUGUCCCGUAAUGAUCUCCUGCGGCCAUAUCUUCUGCCGCAAAUGCAUAUUGCAAUGGCUGAAGAGGCAGCAAACAUGUCCAUGUUGCAGGACGGAGGUGAAAGGCAAACUGUAUGUCCUGAUGCACAAGCUGAAGAGGAAAAUCAGCCGCCUUCAAGUAAAGUGCCCUAAUGAGCAGAAUGGCUGUCCUGCACUCUUCCCGUUACUGCGGAGUGAAGAACACACCGAGUCCUGCGCGUAUGGGUUGGUCGGCUGUCCCAACGAGGGCUGCCAACUCAAAGUCUUAAGGAAGGACAUUUGCGAGCACAGUCAGAACUGCGACUACUGGAGCGCGAUGUGUCAUAUGGGGUGCGGGACUUUACUGAACCCCGAAAAUAGAGACGCACACAACUGCUACAUGGAACUCAAAGAGAAUUACGUCACGCAGCUCAAUAAGUUAAAGCAGAAAGCCCGGCGCAUGGAGAGCCUCUCCUCCCAGAUGAACCGGCACAUCCAGCUGCUCAGCGAGAGCCUGGGGGACGGGCAACCAGAGAUGCCCUCGGCGGGGGCAGAGUGAUGGCUUGGGUCUCAACGCCACUCAACGUGACACCCUAACUGACGCCCACCGGCUCCAAAUAUAUUACAUUUUUAUUUAUAACUUGCGUGGUGUAAAAUUUCUCCAAUUUGUAUGAUUUAUAUAAUUAGACUGGUGUAACAGAUGAACUGUGCGGUGAUGUCGUGUUUAUAAUUAAUAAAUAUUUAUUAAU